AUGAAGCCACAAUUGAAGAUAGCAACAAAUGGAGGCAAACAGGAAAAUGAUGAAGCAGAACCAGUAUCUCCUACUGGACAAUACUUCAACAGCAAAGUGUUGUCUAUUUGUAUCAUUGCCGUUCUGGAAACUGAAGUUCCCGUAAAUGAAUCUUGUGUAAUGCCACAACUUCGAGAUGUCUUCCUACCCCUGAACCCCAGAUUUUCAUCUGUCAUGGCAUCUGACAAGAAAGAUGUAAAACAAUGGAAGCGAGUGGAAGUGAACCUGCAAGAUCAUGUUGUUGUCCCUAGCUUCCCUGAUGGCUUAUCGGUUGAGUCAUAUACCGAUUACUUCGAUGAAUAUCUGACGAAAAUCACUGGGGAUCAAUUACCACAAGAUAGGCCUUUAUGGGAACUUCACAUAUUUAAGUACCCAACAAGCAAAGCAGCUAAUCAUAUAAUCUUUAAGCUUCACCAUUCACUUGGUGACGGCUAUUCUCUGAUGGGCGCACUUCUGUCCUGCCUGCAAAGAGCAGAUAAUCCUUCUCUUCCAAUAACUUUUCCUUCAACUCAAACAACCAAAAAAAUCAAGAACAAUAAUGCAAUGGAGUUCAUCAACUGGAUGCCAAGAAUUAUGUCGUCAAUCUACAAAGGAGCCUGUGAUUUUGGAUGGAGUUUUCUUAAAAGUACUUGCAAGGCAGAUGAUAAGACACCCAUCAGAUCUGAGAAUAAGGGUCUGGGCUUCAACCAAAUCAAGAUUUCUACUAUAGAAUUACCCCUAGACCAAAUUAAACAGAUCAAAACAAAACUAGGCUCAGUAAGUUCUCCUUUUCUCUUCUUGUUAUUUUACCCCAUUAAAGUAUAUACUUUUAUUUCAGAUUAGAAAAAAAUGGCUUAAUAUAUAAAUUAAAUAAAACCAACUAUCUAUUAUAGCA
Molecule: messenger RNA, 913 nt
Organism: Chenopodium quinoa (quinoa)
Lineage: Eukaryota; Viridiplantae; Streptophyta; Magnoliopsida; Caryophyllales; Amaranthaceae
Product: O-acyltransferase WSD1-like
Exons: 2
Coding region: 1-861 (286 amino acids)
Biological process (GO): triglyceride biosynthetic process
Cellular component (GO): plasma membrane
Molecular function (GO): long-chain-alcohol O-fatty-acyltransferase activity; diacylglycerol O-acyltransferase activity
Source: RefSeq, a predicted model, not a curated record